AUGCUCUCACGUGUUGCUGCUGUGAAGGUACCCCGCACACACAACCAUUGCGGCGUGACCGGAUCCAGCGGAAGGAGGGAAGGAAGAGAGAGUGAGCCGCAGAGGCCCAACAUGUCCCGGCGUGUGUCUACUUCCGCGGUGCUCCUCCUCGUCGUGAUGGUGUGCUGCGGCAGUGGAGCCGCGCACGCUGAGCAGACAGGGGCCGCUGUUGAUCCUUUUACAGGGACGACGUCGAUACCGCUUGCUAAUUGGAAGGAGUCUAACGAGGCCGGAAGGAAAAUCACCUCGCUCCGUGUUUCUGGCCUUGUUAAAGUGGGUGAAGAUGUAUUUGCCGUUGCUGAAGCGCAGUGCGGGGAGGAGAACGGAUCCGGCCGCCGUGCUGGGAUUGUCUCAAAGCACCUGAAUAUAAGUGAUGACCCAUUGGAUAUUUCUACGUCGGAUAUAAGUUUGUUUUGCAUGCAUCUUGGGGACACCACCGCGAAUAAUUUUGGGACAACGGAAGUCUUGCGACCAACGACGCUUGUGCUUGGGGACAGUGUUUACAUGCUCCUGGGAAACCAAAGCCGUACAAAGCCGCAGGUUGGGGGUAAGAAUGAGCGGGGCCUUUUACUCGUGAAGGGAACUGUCAUGGUGGAUGGUGGAAAGAAGAAGAAACUUGUGUGGAAUGAGACACAUACAGUGGAGCCUCAAGGCAGAGGAGAUUCUUAUUCCUUGACCGAGUUAACUGGCGGUGGAGGAUCGGGCGCUGUGAUGUGUGACGGCGCGCUUGUGUUUCCCAUGCAGGCCAAAGGCAACGAUGGAACGAGCGUUUUGCUGUCUAUGCGUCUCUCCAAGUCGGAGGACAAAUGGUGGCUUUCGCAAAAAACGCCUGGUAACGGCUGCAGGGAUCCAACCCUGGUGAAGUGGGAAGACCAAUACGACGAAAGACUCUUCAUGAUGGCUCAUUGUGCUGGAGGCUACUAUGACGUUUACAGGUCCACUGAGAAUGGGUACAAUUGGAAUCCAGAUGGUGAGCCAAUUACCCGCGUUUGGGGCAACUCACAUGAUCGAAAGGGGCAUGGCGUCCAGAGUGGAUCCACCACCGCAAUCAUUGAGGGUAAGGAGGUGAUGCUCAUCACCGCGCCGGUGUAUCCGAAGGAAGACAAUGGAGAGGGUCGGCUUCAUCUUUGGGUGACGGACAAUGCACGUGUGCAUGAUGUUGGGCCGGUAUCUCGUAAAGAUGGUGACGCCGCCGCGAGCUCGCUGUUGAUAAAAGAUAAUAAUAGUGAGUUGAUUUCACUGUACGAGAACAAGAAGAGCGACGGGUCAUACAUUCUUGUCGCUGUGCGUCUGACCGAGAAACUGGAGCGGGUAAAGGAAGUGGUGAAUAAAUGGAAGGAUUUGGACAGCGCCUUGUAUUCAUGCCGUUCCGCUUCCAGCGGCACUGUUGACGCGCGCAAAAAGGGUAUUUGUAAUGGAACUUUUCCCACCAAGGGGGUUGUUGGCUUCUUGUCUGGUAACUUCUCUGUGACCGAGUGGCGAGACGAGUACCUCGGCGUGAACGCCAUUGUCCAUGGGCCGGCGGAAAAAAGGAUAGGGGUUCCCAAUGGAGUGACGUUCAAAGGGUCCAGUGCAGGGGCGGUGUGGCCUGUUGGCGACAUGGGGCAGACUGUGCCGUACUACUUUGCGAACAACAAGUUCACUCUUGUGGCGACGGUGUCCAUCCAUGAGGUGCCGAAGGAAGACAGCAGGCCCUUGAUGGGUGUGAGGAUGAACGACACCGACAGCACGGUGCUCUUUGGUCUGUCGUACACCCAUGAAAAGAAGUGGCUGGCCAUAGCGGGGAAUCGUGCUACUUCGAAGCUCGUCGAUGAGUGGGAGCCAAACAAGACAUAUCAGGUGGUACUGCGAAUGGAUUUCUAUUCUUGGACUGUCAUUGUAGAUAAAAAGGAAAUCCACCACCAGAGAUACAAUACGAGUCUGUUCGACUCGCACAGGAUUUCACACUUCUACAUCGGUGGGGACAGUAAGCACCAAAGUGCAACGGGGGGCCACGUGACGGUGACCAACGUCAUGCUGUACAACGAGGAACUGUGGGGAAAUGAUCUGGAUGAACUCCCAGACAGCAAAGUCACUAUUCCAUCACUGGGUGUUGAGGAAAAACCCACCGGUCCGGUGACCAACACAGGCGCUUCGGUUGCUUCCGAGUCAAGGAGUGAAGAAAGCACCGCCAGCCAUGAAUUGGCAGAUGGCGAUACGGAUAAACAAGGGGAAAACAGCCUCCAUAAUCCAGUGCUUGCAGCGUCCUCUUCCACGGUUGUCGGAGGAGCAUCUGUUUCCGAACCUGCCACCGCAACGGAGAGCGCAGAGAAUUCCCGUCAAGAGGACAAUGCCCAGUUUCACCCAGAGGAAUCGGUUCAGCAAGGCACGCUGAAUGAAGACUAUAAAUCGAUGCAACGGGAUUCAGACCUGCAGCCACAAGAACUGCUGUCAGCAGAAUCAACGGGGGUCACUGAUGUUGAAGGAUCCGCUGAAAGUUAUGAUAAAGAACAGCCAGAGGAGGAGGGAGGAACAAAUGACAGGAGUGACGAAUCAACGUCUUCAGUGGGUGCAUCAUCGGAUAUGGAUACGGCCACCGAAACAGUUGACAGUGGGCACCAAGUGCAACAAAGCACUGAGCUUUCCACUGAAAAUGACGACGUGCGGUCCACUGGAACCGGAACCACCGGCGCGGAGCAAAGCCUCUGCCUCGAGGCCGGGGACGGAAAUUCCGAGAGAGCAAUGGGCUCAGACAGCAGCCUCACUCCUUCAAAGAGUGACGCUGAACCGACAUCCGCGGAGAACACUGACAACAUCUCUCGGACUGACGGAGCCGAAUUUUCUUCUGAAGACGGCAAGGAGGUGCCACAGACAGUCGACACCGCACCGGGUAACACAAACACAACGCCUGGAGAAAUCAUGAUCUCAUUGGAGUCCAACGCAACAGCACCCUCGGACGCUGGCAUUUUGCCUGAGCACGGGCAUUACAGCGAGUUGGCGGGCAUGGCUCUAUUUGCUGAGAGCACCGUGCGUGGGUGUGUAUUUCGGGUGUUGUUGCUGCUGCUUCUGGGGCUGUGGGGCGCUGCGGCUCUCUGUUGA
Messenger RNA from Trypanosoma cruzi, 3117 nucleotides. RefSeq names its product trans-sialidase, putative. The transcript has a single exon. Gene Ontology annotation, molecular function: exo-alpha-sialidase activity. Bases 1 to 3117 code for a protein of 1038 amino acids. The record is from RefSeq and is a predicted model, not a curated record. Lineage: Eukaryota; Euglenozoa; Kinetoplastea; Trypanosomatida; Trypanosomatidae.